Messenger RNA from Monomorium pharaonis (pharaoh ant), 1018 nucleotides. Its product is annotated as peptidyl-prolyl cis-trans isomerase E. The record is from RefSeq and is a predicted model, not a curated record. The transcript has 4 exons. Bases 284 to 964 code for a protein of 226 amino acids. Gene Ontology annotation, molecular function: RNA binding; peptidyl-prolyl cis-trans isomerase activity. Gene Ontology annotation, biological process: protein folding; protein peptidyl-prolyl isomerization. Lineage: Eukaryota; Metazoa; Arthropoda; Insecta; Hymenoptera; Formicidae. Gene Ontology annotation, cellular component: intracellular membrane-bounded organelle.
CCAUCUACGUAGGCACGUAUGAAUUAGUGCUCUAAAAAUAUUAACUAAUGACACUAAUGUAUCUAAUGCAUGUGACCUAACCUUAAGGGUUAUUCUUCAAGCUCUGCAUAACUACUGUGGUUUAGCCGAAGAGGUUGAUGAGAAAGUAUUACACGCAGCGUUUAUACCCUUUGGUGAGAUUGUCGAUGUCCAAAUACCACUGGACUAUGAGUCUGAAAAGCAUAGAGGAUUUGCAUUCAUUGAAUUUGAGACGGCGGAGGACGCAGCCGCGGCUAUAGAUAACAUGAACGACUCAGAAUUGUUUGGCCGAACAAUAAGGGUAAAUAUCGCUAAGCCGCAAAAGAUAAAGGAAGGUUCAUCGAAACCGGUAUGGGCGGACGACGCUUGGCUGCAAGAACACGCGGGCGAAACAUUGAAGAAUGAUGAUAACGCAAAGGCAAACGAUGUUACGCAAUCGGCGAAAAAGAAACAGAAUCCUCAGGUUUACUUUGACAUAAGUAUAGGAAAGCAAGAAGUCGGUAGAAUUAUCAUGAUGCUACGAGCAGACAUAGUACCGAAAACCGCAGAGAAUUUUCGAGCACUUUGUACACACGAAAAGGGAUAUGGAUAUCAGGGCAGCACCUUUCACAGAAUUAUUCCAGAUUUUAUGUGUCAAGGAGGUGAUUUUACGAAUCACAAUGGUACAGGUGGAAGGUCGAUCUAUGGCAACAAAUUCGACGAUGAGAACUUUGAAUUGAAACACACAGGACCAGGAACCUUAUCAAUGGCCAAUUCUGGCCCAAAUUCAAACGGAUCACAAUUUUUCAUGUGUACUGCCAGAACGGAGUGGUUAGAUGGAAAACACGUUGUUUUCGGGCAUGUUCUCAGUGGAUUGGAUGUACUUAGAAAGAUUGAAAAAUUGGGAACAAAAGGGGGCACACCGACACAAAAAGUUGUUAUAUCAGCUUGUGGAGAAUUAGUAUAAUCAUUUCUGUAUAUAAAAAAUAUUUUAUAAUAAAUUGGAAUUUGUAAAAAGCAA